This is a messenger RNA of Podarcis raffonei (Aeolian wall lizard), 942 nucleotides long. Its product is annotated as olfactory receptor 14A16-like. Bases 1 to 942 code for a protein of 313 amino acids. Gene Ontology annotation, molecular function: olfactory receptor activity; odorant binding; G protein-coupled receptor activity. The record is from RefSeq and is a predicted model, not a curated record. Gene Ontology annotation, biological process: G protein-coupled receptor signaling pathway. The transcript has a single exon. Lineage: Eukaryota; Metazoa; Chordata; Lepidosauria; Squamata; Lacertidae. Gene Ontology annotation, cellular component: membrane.
AUGUCAAAUGAGACCAACUUUCUUCUUCUGGGAUUCUCUGAUAUUCGGGAGCUGCAAAUUUUACACUUUGUGAUAUUUCUUCUGAUUUAUUUGGCUACUGUCAUGGGAAAUCUACUCAUAAUCAUACUCAUAACCCUCAACCGUCAACUUCACACGCCAAUGUACUUUUUCUUGAUGAAUUUAUCCAUCGCAGACAUUGGCAACAUCUCCAUCAAUGUCCCCAAAGCCAUGAGCAACUCCCUCAUGAACACCAGGUUGAUUUCAUAUCCAGAAUGUGUUUCCCAAGUCUUUUUCCUCAUCUUCUUUGCAGUGACUGACCUGGUCCUCCUCACAGUCAUGGCUUAUGAUCGAUAUGUCGCCAUCUGCAAUCCACUACGAUAUGAGACAGUGAUGAACAUGAGAGCUUGCAUCCAAAUGGCAGCCAGUGCAUGGAUGACUGGCCUUUUCAAUGCUAUGUUACACACUGGGGGCACAUUUUCCAUCGCUUUCUGCUCCAACGUUCUCAACCAGUUUUUUUGUGAAAUCCCACAAUUGCUGAAGCUCUCCUGUAAUGACAAUUAUAUGACAGAAGUUGGGAUCAAUGUAUUUGCAGCAUGUGAAGCUUUCGGUUGCUUUAUCUUCAUAAUCUUUUCUUAUGUUCAGAUUUUCACCAACGUACUAAGAAUCCCCUCAGUGCAAGGGAAGAAGAAAGCCUUAUCUACCUGCUUGCCCCACCUCAUUGUUGUCUCCUUAUUUAUCUGCACUGGCACCCUUGGCUAUUUGUGCCCAACUCAAAAUGCCCCCAAAGAUCUGGUCAUGAUGAUUUCUGUGUUAUAUUCUAUGUUGCCACCCAUGAUGAAUCCAGUGAUUUAUAGCAUGAGAAACCAAGAGAUCAGAACCGCACUGUCAAAACAUUUUGGAUGGAAACUUUGUUCCAAGCAUCAAAUGAAAAUCAUUUUGUAA